Sphaeroforma arctica JP610 is the source of this 294-nucleotide messenger RNA. RefSeq lists its product as hypothetical. Gene Ontology annotation, cellular component: mitochondrion; cytosol. NCBI's taxonomy places the organism in Eukaryota, Ichthyosporea, Ichthyophonida. Gene Ontology annotation, biological process: peptide catabolic process. The annotation marks the transcript as partial. The record is from RefSeq and is a predicted model, not a curated record. The transcript has a single exon. Gene Ontology annotation, molecular function: metal ion binding; metalloendopeptidase activity.
GAAUAGAGAAGUUCACGUCAAAUUUAGAUCACAAUCGGAAUCACUAGUAUGUCUACGUCACCAGCCAUCCAACUUGGUGCUUCAGAGAAACGACAGCAUGAAUACUUGGAACUGGACAACGGUCUGAAAGUACUCCUUGUGAGUGACCCUAAAGCUGACAAAGCGGCGGCGGCGCUCGACGUACACGUCGGUCACCUGCACGACCCAAAGGAACUUCCUGGAUUGGCUCAUUUUUGUGAGCACUUACUAUUCUUGGGGACUGAAAAGUAUCCCAAAGAGAAUGUUUUUUCAGAG